Cryphonectria parasitica EP155 is the source of this 1044-nucleotide messenger RNA. RefSeq lists its product as uncharacterized. Lineage: Eukaryota; Fungi; Ascomycota; Sordariomycetes; Diaporthales; Cryphonectriaceae. The coding region runs from base 575 to 787 and encodes 70 amino acids. The transcript has a single exon. The record is from RefSeq and is a predicted model, not a curated record.
GGGGGGGGUGGACCGGCCAGCCCAAGCAUCAUUACCACUAUCGAAGCCUCCUCCCCUGCAUCUCCUCGCUCGUAACUUCUCCAGUCCAUGCAGCUGCAUACGCACCCAGUCGACAGCCACUUCAACAGUGUGAACAGUCCUGACCAGAUACCUUCUCACAACAUCAGCCUUUUCUGCCAGCGAGAUGGGCAUCCUUGACACUAGCUAAGACUCGCAGAGUAGUACCGCUUCCCUUUUAAUCGGCACUCGGGCCGUCACAACAUGUCGAGCACCAACUUCUGCUCUCAACCCAUCAGCCCGCGAACGAGCAGCGACUCCUUGCAGCACGUAUUGGCUGCAGAAUCGUCUAGUUCAGCUUGGACCUCAGAUACAACCCUCUAACCCCACCACCGAUUUGAGAUCGUGUUGCGACAGGCUUCGAAUCUCCGUGUCCGCCACCCUCGAGGGCACACAAAAGGGCUUUGAAUACCCCCCCCCCCACACCCAAACCGGGCUGUCGCCGCUCGUCCCAUUGACCUCUUGUGUCACGGCGUCGACAUGUCAGGAUCCGUCUCCUGUUCGCGCAAGUGGAACAAUGACUCGACUUCGCAGACGGAUGGAGCGCGCCAGCCAUCAGCACCUCUUCUACUGCCGAGAAGACGAGGUUGUUGACAGCCACCUCGGUGUCGGGUCACUCGGGACUGCAACCUCGCAAAGGAGCUUUCCGAGUGCGCAGUCAGGAUGGAGCCUUCCACGGUCGUGGCUGGAGAGGGAGCGGGGCGAGGUAGCAGCACUGGUUGCCUCUUAGGUUCGCGACGAUGAGGGUAUCGGAGAUUCUAUUGCCAUGUGUGUUUUGUUGUAUGUGUUUGCUCUGAGCAGGCGCUAUGUCUUUGACGAUGUGCGUGAUUAUCUUUCCUUCUCGGCACGCAGGAUGCUCGUCAGGUAAGUGGUUCAAUAGGUGUGCUCUCUCGAAGACAAGGUCUUGUAUUCUACCCAGGCUGGUCUGCCUGUAGUGCAUCAGCGUAAUGAUCUCGUAACAAAUCAAAUUUGACCAAUGUGAAAUAG